Molecule: messenger RNA, 1479 nt
Organism: Prorocentrum cordatum
Lineage: Eukaryota; Dinophyceae; Prorocentrales; Prorocentraceae
Source: the annotation of a GenBank genome assembly
AUGGCCCGCCGUGCCUUGGACCAGUCGAGCCGCUACGCGGACCUCUCGCUGACGGAGGAGGACCUGAUCAAGAACGGCCAGCACGUGCUCGUGGCCUACAUCAUGAAGCCCAAGGCGGGUUACGACUACCUGGCCACGGCGGCGCACUUCGCGGCGGAGUCCUCCACUGGCACGAAUGUGAACGUGUGCACCACUGACGACUUCACUAAGACUGUGGACGCUCUCGUUUACUACAUCGACCCAGAGAACGAAGAGAUGAAGAUCGCCUACCCGACGGCCUUGUUCGACCGCAACAUCACCGACGGCCGCGCCAUGAUGUGCUCCGUGCUGACUCUCAGCAUCGGAAACAACCAGGGUAUGGGUGACGUCGACUACGGCAAGAUCUAUGACAUCUACUUCCCGCCGCAGUAUCUGCGCCUGUUCGACGGGCCGUCUUGCUGCGUGAUCGACAUGUGGCGCAUCCUGGGCCGCGGCACGGUCGGCGGUGGCCUGGUGGUCGGCACCAUCAUUAAGCCCAAGCUCGGCUUGCAGCCGAAGCCUUUCGGCCAGGCGUGCUAUGGCUUCUGGCAGGGCGGCGAUUUCAUCAAGAACGACGAGCCGCAGGGCAACCAGACGUUUUGCCAAAUGAACGAGUGCAUCCCCGAAGUCGUGAAGGCCAUGCGUGCGGCCCAGGAGGAGACGGGCCAGGGCAAGCUGUUCUCCGCUAACAUCACUGCGGACGACCCGAACGAGAUGAUCGCGCGUGCCAAGUACAUCCUGAAUCAGAUGGGCCCGAUGGCUGAGAAUUGCGCCUUUUUGGUCGACGGGUACGUGGCUGGCGGCACUGCGGUGACCGUUGCGCGCCGCAACUUCCCGAAGCAGUUUCUGCACUACCACCGCGCAGGCCACGGCGCAGUGACCAGCCCUCAGACGCAGCGUGGGUACACCGCCUUCGUGCACACCAAGCUGUCGCGCGUCAUCGGUGCCAGCGGCAUCCACACGGGCACGAUGAGCUUCGGCAAGAUGGAGGGCGAUGCUUCGGACAAGAACAUCGGCUUCAUGCUGCAGGACGACGUCGCCGACGGCCCGUACUACCGCCAGGAGUGGGAGGGCAUGAAGCAGACCACCCCGAUCAUCUCGGGUGGCAUGAACGCCCUGCGGCUGCCUGCGUUCUUCGAGAACCUGGGGCACUCCAACGUGAUCCUGACGGCCGGCGGUGGGGCGUUCGGGCACAAGGACGGGCCGAAGCAGGGCGCGAUUUCGUGCGCCCAGGGCGAGGAGUCGUGGAAGCUGUGGAAGGCAGGCACCUACGGCGACGUGAGCCUGUCGGACGGCGUCGUCGAGUACGCGAAGACGCACGAGGAGCUCAAGGGCGCUUUCCUGACCUUCCAGAAGGACGCGGACCAGAUCUACCCGGGCUGGAAGGAGAAGCUCGGCUACACCGGUGAGUCCUCCGUCCAGGCCGCCAGCUUCAACUGGCAGAAGAAGGAGUUGAGCUGA